Messenger RNA from Melospiza melodia melodia, 570 nucleotides. Its product is annotated as olfactory receptor 14J1-like. Gene Ontology annotation, cellular component: plasma membrane. The annotation marks the transcript as partial. Gene Ontology annotation, molecular function: olfactory receptor activity. The record is from RefSeq and is a predicted model, not a curated record. Gene Ontology annotation, biological process: G protein-coupled receptor signaling pathway; detection of chemical stimulus involved in sensory perception of smell. Lineage: Eukaryota; Metazoa; Chordata; Aves; Passeriformes; Passerellidae. The transcript has 3 exons.
CUGCACUACGGGACCCUCCUGGGCAGCAGAGCUUGUGCCCACAUGGCAGCAGCUGCCUGGGCCACUGCCUUUCUCAACGCGCUCAUGCACACAGCCAAUACAUUUUCCCUACCCCUGUGCCAUGGCAAUGCCCUGGGCCAGUUCUUUUGUGAGGUGCCCCAGAUCCUCAAGCUCUCCUGCUCACACUACAACUUCCUCAGGGAACUUAGGGUCAUUGUGAUUAUUGCCUGUUUAGCAUUUGGCUGUUUUGUGUUCAUUGUUUUCUCCUACGUGCAGAUCUUCAGGGCUGUGCUGAGGAUCCCCUCUGAGCAGGGACGGCACAAAGCCUUUUCCACCUGCCUCCCUCACCUGGUUGUGGUGUCCUUGUUUGUCAGUACUGCCAUGUUUGCCUACCUGAAGCCCCCCUCCAUGUCCUCCCCAUCCCUGGAUCUGGCACUGUCAGUUCUGCACUCGGUGGUGCCUCCAAUUUGGUCCUCUUCUUCCUUUCUGAUCAUUCAAGAACCUCUGAUGUGGUUUGAGAGGAGGUGCUGGCUGGGCGGGGGCGGGGAAAGCCAAGCGGCCGUGAGGUAG